CUUCGCCUUGUCUCAUCAGCUGUACUACUUUGUUUUAAAACUUUUCCAAGAAUGAAGUUUUCAGUUUCAGUUUGAGCCUGGCGGCUGGUUAAGUCGGCAAAUCUAAUUCGGAUCCUUGAUUGUAGAUCUAAGUGUAUGCGCAUAGCAGCGCAUUUGUUGCCUUACUGUUUGGAGGAAGAUCCAGGUGUUAAUGAGAGAUUACUGAGCGAUUCCUGGACAAUGUCUGCCAAAGUAAACAAAGGCAAAACUUCGCUCAAUGUACUUCUGGUUGGUAAGACAGGCCACGGGAAAAGUGCCACCGGAAAUUCCAUCCUUCAAGAAAAGUUGUUCACGGCUAAGAGCAGUAUGACCUCCGUGACCAAAAGUGUUUCUCUAGGUUUCAGCGAGAAAGGGAACGAGAGGAUACUUGUGGCCGACACUGCAGGCUAUGCGGACACUGAGUCGGACAGAUCAGAGGGCAAGACGGAGAACGUACAGCUGGUCAUAGAUCAAGUUAGGCAAGCUCUGGUUAUGUUCCCGCCAGGAUACGACGCCAUUUUGUAUGUCACACGAUUCGACAUCCGGUACACGGCAGAGGAAAUGGAAACUUUCCAGAUUAUCAGGAAGGUUAUAGGCACCACGAGCUUUAAGCGCCGUGGGAUUUUAGUUUUCACUCACGGUGACGCGUUCGACCAGGAAGAAAUAGGAAUGUCUUUUAACGAUUGGUGCAGAGGCCAGACCGGCCACUUUAAAACAAUUCUGAACCAUUUCGGAAAACGUGUCGUCUUAAUGAACAACCGAGCUGACGCAGAGACCAAAGCGAGUCAAUUAAAUCAGCUGUUGACGGAGAUUUGUUAUGUGCAGCAGACGUCAAAAUAUAAUAGAUAUUCGAUGUCUAACUUCAUUGCGUCUGAAGAGGGAAGAAGCCAGAUUGUCGACUACUACAAGAAAGAUGACAUGGUGAGAUCAGUGGAGAAGAGAGUUACAGAAAUCAGUCAGCGGCUUAAGAAAUUGAACGGUUCGCCACUGCGAAAAAUACGGUCUGCACAAAGUAUUCAAAACUGCAUUGCAUCUGAAAUACAAAAUAUUGAAUCAGAAGAUAAAGGUACAGGUCUGUUUGAAAGUCAGCUCAAGAGGCUUGAUCUACUGAAACAAACCGCGGAGGAUGUUAAAAGCCGGGCUGUGAAAGAAGAUCUGGAGGAGAGACGACUCGAGGCCAUCAGACAAAGAAAAAUGGAACUUGAACAAGAAAGAGAGAUGCUGGAAGAAAGAAGGCGAUGGCAGGAGAGGGAAUUGGAAAGAGAGCUCGAAGAGAAGGCGAGGAAGAGAAGUGAAUAUGCCAGACAAAAACAAAAAGAGGAAGAAGUGUGGAAAGAUAUGGAGAACAUCGUGACAACUGGAGCUGUGGUCAUCUCAGUGGCUAAAGUGGCUUGGACUAUUUUCAGAGCGUUAAGAGGAUAGUGAAAACUGCAGCUAGUGCGUUAUUAAUGGCUUGCUUACAAGUAAAGCCAUGCUUACAAGUAAAGCCAUGCUUACAAGUAAAGCCAUGCUUACAAGUAAAGCCAAUGUCAACUAGAGCGUUCAAUAAGUCUACAGGAACAAGAAGAUUUAAAAAGAAGAGAAGAAGCUAAAUGAUUAAAAAAGAACUGUUAAUAUUAUGAAUCACAACUUUUAUUUGCAUGCUAAAAUUUAUGAAAAAAAAAAGUCUUAAUGUAUUUUUGUGCAUUAAUAUCAAUUGUUGCACCCUUACAGGCUAAAAAAACUUGCUAUAUCUGACAUUUUCUGUAUCUAGAUGUUAAUAAUUUGUAUCAAUGUUUUAUAAGACAUUAAAUUACAAAUAUUAACAUAA
Biomphalaria glabrata is the source of this 1828-nucleotide messenger RNA. RefSeq names its product GTPase IMAP family member 9-like. Bases 136 to 1440 code for a protein of 434 amino acids. NCBI's taxonomy places the organism in Eukaryota, Metazoa, Mollusca, Gastropoda, Planorbidae. The transcript has 3 exons. Gene Ontology annotation, molecular function: GTP binding. The record is from RefSeq and is a predicted model, not a curated record.